This is a messenger RNA of Cucurbita maxima (winter squash), 1996 nucleotides long. RefSeq names its product transmembrane protein 45B-like. Lineage: Eukaryota; Viridiplantae; Streptophyta; Magnoliopsida; Cucurbitales; Cucurbitaceae. The transcript has a single exon. The record is from RefSeq and is a predicted model, not a curated record. The coding region runs from base 419 to 1258 and encodes 279 amino acids.
GCAGUGGGCUUGAGCUAUUACAAGCUUGCACGUAUUUUAAGUAAUCUCUCAAGACCAUCAUCUGAUCUUGUUACAUUCUAUUGUCAAAAACUCGUGGAAUACUAAAUAUAGGUAGGUGGUCGCAUGGGAAUGAACCCGGGUUUUAACCCAAGGUAAGAUUAACCAUUGCAAAAUCUUGUUUUAGUUCAUUUUCUACAUUUUGCAUCUAAGAAUUGAACUGAUCCAUCACCCAUCCAAAUUUUGAAGCUCCUUUAUCAACUUAUCAACUUUUGGCAAUAACUUUUGUAGUGGAAGCACAUACAUUAUGCACCAAGCACUUGCGUGAACGACCAUCAUGCAUUAUUAGGUUGUAUCUAUAAGAUUGCCCUGGCUUUUGGAUGAACUUGGUAAGCUAUAGGUCUUGAAAACAGAGGUUUCAAUGGGGCAAUUUGUUCCUCACAUAGCUUCUGGUUUUGUAUUCACUCUUCUUGGCCUCUGGCAUACCGUGAAUACAAUCAAAGCCUACAAUCUUGGAUGCGGCUCAAACUUUAAAGUAAAAUUUUGGUACCCUCUCGAUCGGCCCCAUUCCAAUCUCAAGUACUUAGAGCUCAUUCUCGUGUUCUCUUUUUCGGUCCUUGGAAUUUUUGGACAAUUUUGGGACUACCCUUUCGUUCACUUGUCUUUCAAUGUCAUCAACUUUGAGCACGCAACGAUGUUCCUGCACCUUGCAGUAUUUUCGGGGUUUGCCCUCUACAACGAGCUGAACCGUUCGUCGAACUUAUUGUCUGGGGUUGAGGGUGUCUUUGCAGCCUGUGUCUUUAGUCAAGAACUGUUCUUGCUUCAUUUCCACUCGGCUGACCAUAAUGGCAUUGAAGGCCAUUACCAUUGGCUCUUGCAGCUCAUUGUGUUUGCAUCGCUCGGGUCGGUAAUAGUAGCUGCUUGUUGUCCUACCUGCUUUCCAGCAGCCCUUGUUCUUUCGUUAUUGGUUGUUUUGCAAGGGUGUUGGUUCAUGAACAUGGGGUUCAUGCUAUGGGUUUCAAACUUAGUUCCUAAGGGCUGCAGCAUGAGGAUUGUGGAGAACGGUAAAGACGAAAUGAUGCUCGGAGCAGUCAUUUGUGACUCCAAGGAAGCUGAUAUGAGGGCACGAGCGCUCGCUAACCUGCAAUUCAGUUGGAUACUAGCAGGAAUUCUCAUAUUUACUGGAUUUAUAAGCCUCAAAUGUACAAAAUCUGAAACUUGCACCCCAAAGAUCCAGCUAUCGGACUACGAGCAGCUUUGAGAAGCGUGAAAGAUGUCUAGAACGGUCAUGAAUGAGGUGAAUCAAUUGGUCAAAAUGGUCGAGACAAUAUCCUAUAAAGACUAAAAAGGCUGUGAUAUCGCUGUUGUUAAAAUCAUCAAUCAGAAUAAAUACAUCUAUAACUUAUGAAUGUUUUGCAGACUGAAACUUGCUACUGAAGUCGACUUCCAGGAUGAACCCGAUUCUGUAAGAAUCACACAUGAAGAACUGAUCCAAUCCUGCAGAUGCGAGCGUUAUUGAAACACGCUCGAAACCCGAUUCAAUUGGAAUCCCACACGAAUAAAAAGAUCCUUCCCUUUAAGGCCCUACUUUUCAUCUCUUUUACUGUUUGAUAUUCUAGCAUUUAUGGUAUGAAAGAACUUUUCUUACUGAUAUUCUCUGCAUGAUUCCUACAAAGAACACACCGCUGCUGAUACAACACAACACGAAGAAUGUAUUCGAACACGGUCCAUAGUGUUGACUCUCCCAUGUAAAUGGAUUUUAACCUCCCAGAUGAAAGAGGAGGUGAUUUGGGGUGGGAGAAGAACAAAGAACAUACAAAAGAAAGUAUCGGAAGAGAACCCUCUAGAGGGAUCGAGGGUCGACAACCAUUUCACCAGCAGAGCUUCAUUACGUGAACUGAAGCUCCCUAUGGCUAGGCCACCCGACUCCACUAGCUUAACUACUACCUCCCACUUAACAUGAUUAGGAAUCACUACAACGGCAGUAAGAUUCAGAUUA